UGACAGAGUCUCCACAGCUUUGAACUAUUAUUCCAUCUGUUCAUGGCAGCAUCAGCUCUCACAGUAAGAAAAGAUGAUUCUGGAAAUAGAUUGAAAGAACUACAAUAAAAAGAAGAAGUUGAGAACCACAGUAAAAGGUAGAUCGAGCCACUCGAGUUUUCUCAAUCUUUAUUGAAGCAGAUAAAAGAAAUAUGCACACAAGAAGAACAAAAAGAAACACACAGCACCUGCACGUAAAUGUCCCCACAAAGGAAAUAAAGCCGAUAGAAUCCACAGCAAGCAGUGUGCAUGAAGAAGAAGGAAAGCUACUUAUUCCAUGGCUUCUUUUUACUCCAACUGCUGGAGAUAUAAUAUGGCUACAUCGAUCGCCAUGGCAGAGAGGCAGGCAAACGGCAAGCUCUUCUGCCAUGGUGAUCCUGCGUUUGGCCCCUUCGUUCUCCCUGGUUCGCAGGCCUACCACCGUCUCCAUGCAGCACUCCGAUCUGAACACCCAGAGAAAACGAUGGAGGCAGCCUCAUGUGUUCUUGGAUACGAUGGACACCACCUUGUGCCAAUCCCACAAGGACUCGCCCCUGUUCCCCCCUCUGAAUCAGAGUGUGUUGGCAAUCAUAUGUGAUGAUGAGCCAGGGACAAAGCUGUACCCAUUGACCAAGAGAAGAUCCAAGUCUGCCAUCCCCGUGUCUGCACAUUACAGGAUCAUUGACUUUGUGGUGAGCAACUGCAUCAACAGUGACAUCACGAAGAUGUAUGCUCUAACUCAGUUUAACUCUACCUCUCUAAAUUCUCACAUAUCGAGAGCUUAUUCUGAUGUUAAGCUGGGGAAGGAUGGUUUUGUGGAGGUGUUGACUACAUAUCAGAGCGCUGAGGACCUCAGUUGGUUUAAGGGAAAUGCUGAUGCGGUCAGGAGAUGGUUGUGGCUGCUGGAAGAGCAUCAGGUGAAGGAUUUCUUGGUUCUCCCUGGUCACCAUCUCUACGAGAUGGAUUACAGGAAACUGAUCAAGGCUCACAGAGAUAACAGAGCAGAUAUAACUAUUGCGAUGGCUAACAACGAUCGAAACUACGAUGCAAGUCAUGAUUUCCUUCUGCACACCAGCAAAAACCAGUUUCAUGGUCUGAUGUUAGCACCAGCUUCAGUUCACAGUCCAUCUGCAGCAGUCACAACCACAACAAAAUACCCGGUUUCGAAUGCUGAGAACAUGGGGAUAUAUGUCAUCAGAAGGGAUAUUUUGAUCGAACUUCUGCAGGAGCAGCUACCAAAGGCAAAUGAUUUUGGAACAGAAGUAUUACAGGGUGCAAUUGCCUUGGGAAUGAAGGUUCAUGCUUAUAUGUUUGAUGGACAUUGGAAUGAUCUCAGAAAUAUCGAAGCAUUUUACCAGGUCAAUAUAGAGAGCAUAACUAGAUCGAUGAGCACCAACUUCCAUGGCAGGCAUCCUGCAAUCUACACAUUGCCAAAUUAUCUGCCACCAACGACAAUAUCCAAUGCACUCAUAAAGGACAGCAUUAUUGGUGAUGGUUGCCUCCUAAAUAGGUGCAAGAUCAGUAACUCUGUGAUUGGCACGCGAACAUAUGUCGGUGAUGAUGCAGUGAUCAAGAAAUCUGUGGUUAUGGGCAGUGACAUCUACGAGGCAGAUGUGAGUUGGAACACGACAAAGAUGCAACGCUCAGAAAUCCCAGUUGGAAUUGGUGAAAAGGCUCAUGUUCAGAACGCGAUAAUUGAUAAGAACGCGAGGAUAGGAAAGAAUGUCAAGAUUGUAAACAAAGAUGGUGUCCAAGAGUGUGACAGAGAGGCAUCUGGAUACAUCAUAUCUGGAGGCAUUGUUGUUGUCCUCAAGAAUGCAGUCAUACCAGAUGAUAGCAUCCUAUAAUUCCUCCACAUAGUUUAGCUCAGAUUUGUUGUCGAAUUUAAUUAAAUUUUGGCCAAACAAGGAAUAGAAAUUUAUAGAGAAAUAUUGGCAUACAAAAAAUUUAGGAGCCAAAGUCACUGUUUUGAUCCAUGUAUUUUCCUCAUAUGAGGGAACACAAAAAAAUUUUAGUUCAAUAAAGAGUCAUA
Messenger RNA from Musa acuminata subsp. malaccensis (wild Malaysian banana), 2050 nucleotides. Its product is annotated as inactive glucose-1-phosphate adenylyltransferase small subunit 2, chloroplastic-like. The record is from RefSeq and is a predicted model, not a curated record. Gene Ontology annotation, molecular function: glucose-1-phosphate adenylyltransferase activity. Gene Ontology annotation, biological process: glycogen biosynthetic process. NCBI's taxonomy places the organism in Eukaryota, Viridiplantae, Streptophyta, Magnoliopsida, Zingiberales, Musaceae.